Molecule: messenger RNA, 947 nt
Organism: Haliotis rufescens (red abalone)
Lineage: Eukaryota; Metazoa; Mollusca; Gastropoda; Lepetellida; Haliotidae
Exons: 3
Coding region: 65-793 (242 amino acids)
Source: RefSeq, a predicted model, not a curated record
CCUGCUUUUUUACCGAGAACUAGCUGGGUUUAUCUUUUUUAACAAGAUAAGAGAUGUGCUAUAUAUGUUCCACGAUCUGUCACCACACCAGUGUGUUCCAGUGAUCUCUGAACAACUUUACAAAAUGAGCGAUGUGAAGAAUCUCUCGUGUUAUGAAGACGACUUUACCUUUCUUAAAACAUGCCUCGACUUCAUCAACAAAGAGAUGGAUUUGGAACUAGUGGCCAAGCACGAUGACAAGACAAUGCUGCAGUACUUUAAACACAUGGACAAUGGCAAUCAGGCAAGAGUAGUGUUUCCUCAUGGGCUUGGUUUGCUGGAGGAAUAUAGAGAGAGGGCAAAGACCGGGGACAGCUUUCUGUACUUUGUAGGAUUCAUUGGCCAGAAGCAAGACACUGUGGACGACAGCGUGGAACAAGAGGUCUGGCAGAUGGAUGCUGUGCUUACAGCCGAGUUAUGCAACCAGGAGGACAUCAUGGCUUACUGCAGUGCAGAGAGAAUCCCGGGGGGUAACUGGGGAGACCUUGUAGUGUGCCGGCACCCCCGAGCAGUACAGAAAUGGAAUCAACUUAAGAUUCACGACAAUGCAAUAAGAGAUAUGUCCCCUGCCUACUACACCUCUGUAAGGAUACACCGGGGAGCGCUACCCCUGGGGCUCGCCUCAGACAGGUUCAGGGUGGAGAGGACGCUGUUCCUCAACUACGACAACAUCACCCGCACAGUACAAAGUCGUCACGUCGAGAUGUGGCAGUCAACGAUCAAAGAUACACCAACAUCGCCGUGCUAUGCAUAAUGUUACGUUUCUACAGUUCCAGGGUGGAGAGGACGCUGUUCACCAACUACGACGUCAGCCGCACAAUACAACGUUCACAGAUACACCGACGUAGCCAUUCCAUGAUGUUACGUUUUUGUAAGUGUUCGUAUUAAAAUCCAUUUAUGUUCUUGUC